UGAAGAUGAAGAUCGAGAUCUACGCCUUCCUCCUCCAUCUCCCGAAAAAGAAUAAUAAUAGUAAAUAAUACAUUUUAUUUUUUAAAAGAAAACAUCCACCACCCCCAGAAACAGAAAGCGGAAAGCGAGGCCUGGUACCUGAUACCUGAUACCUACGCUUCGCUUUGCUUUUGAAGACACUGUACGCACUACCCUACCAUUCAUUUUCCUUUACCUCUCCUUCUGUUAUGGAAAAACACCAUCAUCUUCAACAUCAGGAUAUCAAGGACGAACCCAAGGACCUCGAUUUGGAUCUCGGAUCCGACGAGCCUGACCUUACCCCUCUCCCCCUCACCGUUACUUCCCGGGUACUGCACAUGUUGGGAGACAUCGCAGCAGGUCCAGCUUAUAGGUUUUCCCAAUGGCUUGAACUCGUCCGUAAACGUAGCGGCAAACAUCGCGCUUCUGGCUUCCACAACCGCCCUCAUCCACCCUUCGAUAUGCCUUUCGGUGCUGAGCAACUUUUCAAUGAAUCAAUAAGUCUUCCAGCUCCCGAGCACUCAACUGAAACGAAUUUGUGGGAUAGACUCGCUAAAGCCUCGAUGUUGGAUAUUGAGUCGAGCUCUUUUUCGUGGGAUAGGCUACUGUCUCUUCACCGCACCGAACACAGUAGUAGCACUGAACAAUCGGAGGAUGAGAUGAAUAAAGCCCUUGAGGUCACUGUAAACUCUGGUGGAGUCGUUUUCUUUGCACUCUUCAAUCAGCUUGUAUAUGACGACAAUCUUCCAAAGGAAGCAGCUGCUGUGAUAAAGAUAUCUUCUUCAAGAAUGGCCACACAAUCUGAACGCCUUGGCUAUGAAUUUGCCAAGUGGCUUGGGGUUCAAACUCCACAGGCUAGAGUUAUUCAUAAUUCCAGCACGGAAUGGCUCCAGAUAAAAGAAGCUGCAGAGAAAGCACGAGAUAUUGCCUGUUUGGAAGGUGAUGAGGUUGGUGAAAUGACAUGUUCUGAACUAUUGGAAGCACUUGAAUUUAGCAGAUGCCUUUUCCUGAUGAGCUAUGUGCAUGGAUCUCCAUUGUUAGAAAUCUCAAGUGCAUUUGAAUCCCGAGAAAGGGCUGAAAAAUUAGCCGCCGCUAUUGGAAGGAUCUUGCUAUUGGACCUUGUCAUCAGAAAUGAAGAUCGGCUCCCUUGUCGUCUUCUUCGUUGGCGUGGAAAUUCUGCAAAUUUGCUUUUGGCUGAUAGAAUGGCGUGUCCCAAUUUGAAUGCAUUUGAGGAAGCCUUUGAUUCUGCCAUUAAACGGUACAGACCAAAAGUCAUUUCAACGCUUCAAAAAGAAAGAAGGGGAACUUCAAUGGACAAUCGACCAAGUUCUAGUUCAGGGUUGGUUUCAGAGACCUCUGAACUUUCUGAUAAUGUUGAAUCCCCAAAAUCUAGUAACCUAAGUGUUAAAAGUCAAAUAUCAGAUGAAGUAAUGCUUUGUGAUUUUAACAUUGUGGCUAUUGACUCUGGUGUUCCUCGUCGUCCUCCUGCUGGAAAACGUGCUAAUGACCAGUCAAUUUACCCAAAAUUAGUUGAGUUGUUACUCAACAGUUCCGAGUUCUCCUCUAAUCUAUUGCAUGACAUUACGGGAGGGAAAUUAGGGUUCCCUUCAUUAGCUGAUGCCAACUUAACUUCUGGCAUACAGCUUACAGAUAUGAGUUCUAUUGUCCAUGAAUUUCGGUAUGGGUUUCGUGCUGCUCUUAGGGACUUGCAAGGAUUUCACAUAUUUUUGCUUACCCUUCACCAAAAGUUAGACAACUCAUUACGAGCAUUCAUGAAUAUCAUAAAUAAAUUUCCCUUGGGGGAAUCCGAUAAAGAGGACUCGGGGGUUCCUGAGUCCCAUUUGCAGGCUUCUACCACUAUUCAUUGUUUAUCUCCACGGGGUAAGGAACGAGUCUCCAGUGACGGUAAUAUAGAUGUUACAGAGUCAGCUCCAAGAUCAUCAUCGUCAGGAAAUAGAGAAAGCUCAGACUUAUCUUCUCCCUUGUCACGAGAUAGCUCACAAGGAAAGUUACACAGGGGAGGUGCAGAGCCCAUUCAUAGCCUUCGUUUGACUGCAAAGCUUCGAGACUUCCAUAAAUUUGCCAAGGUUGAUGCUGAAUCAAAUAAAGAAUUGGAUAUGUGGAAUGAAGUGUUGAAGAAUGAAGCUGUUAAACUCUGCCAGGAGAAUAAAUUUAAUACUGGGUUUUUUGAGGGCAGCGAUAGUCAUGGAGUUGUGGAUGCUUAUGAAUUGAAGGUGAGACUUGAGCACAUUCUUGAAAGGAUUGCACUGAUAUCUGAGGCUGCAAAUACAGAAAGGCCUUCUUCAGUUACACCUGCCUUGUUUAUAGGUGGUGCCUUGGCUGCAAGAUCUGUUUACACUCUUCAGCAUCUAGGAGUUACUCAUAUUUUAUGUCUCUGCUCCAAUGAAAUUGGGCAGUCAGAUUCUCAGUUUCCUGAUCUAUUUGAAUACAAGAACUUUUCAAUAAGUGACAAUGAAGACUCAAACAUCAGCAGUAUCUUUGAGGAAGCUUCUGAUUUUGUUGAUGACGUUGAAAGAAAGGGUGGGAAGGUCCUGGUUCACUGUUUUGAAGGGAAAAGCAGAAGUGCCACAUUAGUUCUUGCUUACUUGAUGCUCAGAAAGAAAUACACACUGCUAAAAGCAUGGAAUGCUUUGAAACGAGUUCACCGUCGAGCUCAGCCUAAUGAUGGGUUUGCUAAAACUUUGUUAGAAUUAGAUCGAAGAAUACAUGGAAAAGUUUCCAUGGAGUGGCAGUCACGAAAACCAACUAUGAAAGUCUGCCCAAUUUGUGGGAAAAAUGCUGGACUGAGCAGUAGCUCACUGAAACUUCAUCUGCAAAAAUCACACAAGAAGCUAUCAUCUGGGAGCGUAGACAGUGCAAUGACCAUGGAAAUACAGAAAGCACUAACAGCUCUGAAAAUCAGUCGUGGCGGAAGCGUGAGCCCAACCCAGAGGCAAUCUCUUCUGAUCUUAGAUGAAUAGGCAUAUGGAGUUAUUAAUGUAAGUGCAAAAAGCGUCGGCCCAACACAGGAGUCUCUUUUAGAUUCAUUCCCUGCCAGCCAGGUAAAUGAGCGUAGGGAUGACGGGAAUUGCAUGCGAGCUACUAAUGCAAGACUGAUCUCAUUGAUCACUUGUUUUAGCUUGUAACAUCGCAUUAGCACGUCUUACAAUGUUUGGCCAAUUCUUUUCUCUUGGUAAACCUGUUGAAAGUAGGAACUGUAACUGAGGAAUUCUUUUAGUUUGUUUUGGUUCCUUCUCUUGGUUUGUUUUGGUUCAUGUACUUUCACAAGAUUCUUUGGGCAAUCGUUAAAAUUCCAUAAAUAAUUUCUAAUUUAUAUAA
This is a messenger RNA of Cucurbita pepo subsp. pepo (vegetable marrow), 3357 nucleotides long. RefSeq names its product dual specificity protein phosphatase family protein. Gene Ontology annotation, molecular function: phosphoprotein phosphatase activity. Gene Ontology annotation, biological process: response to abscisic acid; cortical microtubule organization; protein dephosphorylation. The record is from RefSeq and is a predicted model, not a curated record. NCBI's taxonomy places the organism in Eukaryota, Viridiplantae, Streptophyta, Magnoliopsida, Cucurbitales, Cucurbitaceae.